UGUUGAGCUUGUCUGGAUGCCUCCUUUCAUUCCGCUCUGUUUUGCUUUUUCACCUGCAGACUGCGAGGACGACAGGAGCCAGACAGGUGUGUGUGUGGAGCGUCUGUCUUCAAGCUGUGAGCACGGAUGGACUUGCUGCCUGAGGAUGGACGCACACAGAGACACAGAUGGGUGAAUGGAGGAGCAUACUGUGACCACCUCAGAUCUGCAACACUUGCUAAGAAACUAAUGGAGUCUGUCACCACCUCUGCUCCAGCAGGAGGCCAUGCAGUGUCAGCGUGAAUGACAAGCACAGUGAGCCAAUGAGCUUCACGACAAACCCGGCUCCAGUCCCAGACAGGGACAGCCUCCCGCUCAAAAAGAGGGACCAAAGACCGAGCUCACCUCUGCAGCAGCAGCAGCAGCAUCAGCAUCAACAGCAGUGUGAUGCUGCAAAUUUCAAGGCUCCAUACCCUUACAAGAGCCACGGCGAGUUUAAAGCAAAGCACAUGGUCCCAUUUCAGCCUGUGCCGAGGAGGGUCCCUGCCCUGUACCAGCCCUGGAUACAGACGCACACAUCCACCAGGUCCAAACCUCACGUCCUCUCUGCGUUCAGGGAGCAUCACGGCUGGGCAGAGUGGAGAGAAUUCAAUCCCCUGCACCCUGGAUGGGACCACCACUACCAGCACCAAAGCCACCUGCCUGCAGACCACCCAGGCCAUCCGCACUACGCCUCCAGAAUCAGUGCUGUCUCCCUGGUCACGGAGGGUUUCCAUAGAGUGAGUGGAGGGUACGGAUGGGAGAAGCUCAAGACUUUAAGAGAUAAAAGUUUGAACCCAGAGAGACAGAGCUACGGCAGGCAUAAAGGUCCAUACGUGAGGAGGGGAGACAGAAAAACGGAGUAUUUUCCCAGGGUUGAAAAAGCAAGUCCUCCAUCUUUGAGCACGUGCCUACCUCACUCCCAACACGAGGACCUCACUCUGCAACAUGACUUGUUGCACAGGCCAACAAAAGCUGCCAAACUCUCUGUUUGUGAAGUUCAGCCUGACAACUCAAACGGCACAUGCAUUUCCAUGAAGGAGGACACAUCCAGAGCUCCUGCUUCUUCCUCCUCUGCCUCUCCCAACCGUUUCCCCUGGCUGCUCCCUCACUUUGUGGCCGGCUCCCUGAUCGAGCUCAGGGACGGACGGCUGAGGAGGGUGGAGCACCUGCAGACCGAAGACUUCCUGCUCGGCUCGCUGGCCUGCCCAGACUUGCGCCUGAGCUGCUGCACAGUGCAGAGCAUCUCCCCUUCAGCCUCCUCCUCCUCCAUUUCCCGCCUCCUCAUCCUGCUGCACGACCAGCAGUCUCAGGAGCUGGUGGAUGUGUACGUGGAGUACCCGUUCUUUGUGCGUGGGCGCGGCUGGUCUUCCUGCAGCCCUGAGCGGACUGCUCGUCUCUGCGGCCUGCAGUGCCGCCAGCUCAGCGUGGGGGACGUCUGCCUGGCUCUCACCCCCGUCUCACCUCCUCAGCCCCCGCCGUCAGCCGCCCUGGAGCCAAGAACCUCACCCGACAAGUCAGAGGGAGGCUGCGAGCCUCUAAAGGCACCACAAACUGCCCUGCACCCCCUGGUUCCCCCAGGGCCAAAGCAACAAACAGGAGGGCAGAAGAUGGGGCCAGAGGCAGUUCGCAGGAGACACUAUUCUGCCCCCGAGCUGAGAGGUCCAGGGACUAAUUGCAUGUAAUGAACAGGUUUUAUGGGUAGGAUCUCUUUUAAGCUCUGAUAUAAUCAGCCUAUAUUUGCUGUCUUUCUACCUCCUGAAUUAGAUUUCUGUGCUUGACUGUCGUUCUGAUCUGUAUUUGAGGAGUAACAGCUAAAGAGGAGUGAUACAGUAAUAUCAACUCUCAGGAUCCCCUGGAGGUAAGUUUAUCUUAGCACAUACUGUAUCCGUCAGGUUUAUCAGGGAUCACACACUGACAAUGAGCUGUGUCAGAGUUCAGCGUUGCAUUUUCUGUGAGCCUGAUCAAAGUCUGUAACUACACACAUUUCUGAUCUUAUUCUUGUCAGAGAACUCAGGCUGUGUAAAACAUUUAUGAGAAAGUGCAGAACCAAAGUGUAAAUCUAUGUUGCCACAGGGAGCUGCUUCAGUACUUUUGCAUUUGAAGGAAAUCCGUAGGUUCAAAAGAAUAUUGUUGGAGUUUUAGCUCUAAAGUGAGUGUUGGUAUUCUUUCUAGCAGAUCUGACUAAAUCAGCCCACGUUCCUUGAAAAGCACAUAAAAAUACUCCCUCAGGUUUUUCACUGCUGAUGAUAUCGUUUACAGUUUCUCUCUCUUCCGCCUGAUAUUAUGUAAGACUUCUUCAUAAUCACAAAAGGAAAUUCUCUUUCCAAAUUAGAACCCAGAUAAUAUUUUUUCCUCAGCUUCAGAGGGAAUUUCACACUGACAAUCAAUCCGAUUCUUAAUUGUAUGAGCAGGAUUUAGUUUUACGCCUCUACCUCUAUUUUCUAUUUACAGAUCUGUGUUUUUAACAGUGCGGGCUGUGAUGUAAUGUGCUGUAUUGGGAGCUUCUCGGUGAACGUCAGUGUGAAUGUCUUUAUAUGCCUGGUUGUUUUAUGCAUACCCUGUACAUAUGCUCUGCUUUUUGUACCGAUGAUCCUUUUUAAAUGUCUGUCCUGAGUGGAGAUGCUCAUGCUAUUCUAAGUACUUGAAAGGUGCAGUCUGUGUCAGUUCACAUUCAGUUGAAUGGGAUGAAAAUAAAAAUGUGGAUCAUGUGGACAAGGUGCUGUACGCGAAACAAAGAAAUAAAUACGUCGUGUGUAAAACCUG
Messenger RNA from Stegastes partitus (bicolor damselfish), 2784 nucleotides. RefSeq lists its product as uncharacterized. The record is from RefSeq and is a predicted model, not a curated record. Bases 303 to 1703 code for a protein of 466 amino acids. Lineage: Eukaryota; Metazoa; Chordata; Actinopteri; Pomacentridae. Gene Ontology annotation, molecular function: protein binding; RNA binding. The transcript is spliced from 3 exons. Gene Ontology annotation, cellular component: nucleus. Gene Ontology annotation, biological process: nervous system development; negative regulation of transcription by RNA polymerase II.